Populus nigra (black poplar) is the source of this 1045-nucleotide messenger RNA. RefSeq names its product 2-C-methyl-D-erythritol 2,4-cyclodiphosphate synthase, chloroplastic-like. Gene Ontology annotation, biological process: terpenoid biosynthetic process. Bases 177 to 878 code for a protein of 233 amino acids. Gene Ontology annotation, molecular function: 2-C-methyl-D-erythritol 2,4-cyclodiphosphate synthase activity. The transcript has 3 exons. Lineage: Eukaryota; Viridiplantae; Streptophyta; Magnoliopsida; Malpighiales; Salicaceae. The record is from RefSeq and is a predicted model, not a curated record.
UUGGUUCGUCCACCAUCUUUCACGAGCUUGUACCAUCAGCUUAUAAAACAUUGUACUCUGCCAAAUCUCCAUUACCAAACAAAACAAACCUACCGGCUUGAACACCACAAAACACUCUUCACACAGAACAACAGUCACAAAAAGAACCCGUUUUUCUUCUGCAAAACAAAAUCACAAUGGCCAUGGCCACAAACCUGUAUACUUCAUAUUCUAUAAUAGCGACCAAAGCCCACAACAACAAAAGUGUCUCUCUUUCGUUACAACCUGGUACUUACACCACUAGCCAUGUCAAGUUCACUCUACCAAUUCAAAAAAGAACCGGACUUUCAAUUUCAGCUGCGAGUACUACUGCGACACAAGUAGAGGGAUCUGCAACUUCUAGCAAAGCAUCCAGGACUUUGCCUUUUAGGGUGGGUCAUGGGUUUGAUCUCCAUAGGCUGGAACCUGGGUACCCUUUGAUUAUAGGUGGGAUUGAUGUGCCACAUGAUAGAGGAUGUGAAGCUCACUCUGAUGGGGAUGUGUUACUUCAUUGUGUUGUGGAUGCAAUAUUGGGUGCACUGGGCCUCCCUGAUAUUGGGCAGAUAUUCCCUGAUUCUGAUCCUAAAUGGAAAGGAGCACCUUCAUCUGUUUUUAUCAAAGAAGCUGUGAGACUUAUGCACGAGGCAGGUUACGAGAUUGGAAACUUGGAUGCUACCUUGAUUCUUCAAAGGCCAAAACUGAGCCCACACAAGGAGUCUAUCAGGGCCAAUUUGUCUGAGCUGCUAGGAGCAGACCCCUCUGUUGUAAAUUUGAAAGCAAAAACUCAUGAAAAAGUCGAUAGCCUUGGUGAGAAUAGAAGUAUAGCGGCACACACAGUGGUUCUUCUCAUGAAGAAGUGAAGUGAAUGUCUUGAAAUGUAUACUGUUUUGGAUAGGGAAAUUGUACUUCAUUGGCAUUGUUAUAUACUGCUACACAAAUAAACCACUGUGUCCUCUCAGCUGAUAUCAUCGGUGUCUCGUACAAAUAUUUCCCUUUGGUGCAAGUUUAUCUGAAGAUUGUUUUUUUA